Styela clava is the source of this 1721-nucleotide messenger RNA. NCBI's taxonomy places the organism in Eukaryota, Metazoa, Chordata, Ascidiacea, Stolidobranchia, Styelidae. The record is from RefSeq and is a predicted model, not a curated record.
GAUAUUUAUGAAGCAUAAAUAUGUAUAACCUGCUAUUGCAAAAAUUCUGUUCUAGAUUCUUCAAUUUCCCAUAAUUCAUUAGUUUCAUAUUGCAUAAGUUACACUCUGAAAUCUAAUAUAUUUCAAGUUAAAAAAUUAACUUUGUUUACAUUUAUGCUCGCGCAGCGCAAAACACCAAACUACUUUCGAUUUUGCACUUCAGGCUAGUCCAAGCUUGCAAAGUUGGAGGGCCGCAAUUUCAAGGAGGCCUUGUGGGUCGCAGUCGGAGAAAAUCCAGAAUUGAUGGAAAUACUAAUUUGUGCUAUCGAUUCCAAUGGUUUGUGAACAAAAUUUAUCAACUAUUUUGACUCGGCCGCGGAUAAAACCCUUAUAUUCAAACGAAUCUUGAUCGAAGAUAGAUAAAAUUGCUAGAAAUAUAAAUGCCAUUUUAUAUACGUUUAUUAUCUGACUAUGGGACGCAAAUGAAUGGCCAAAUUGAAAUACCUGUUCCUGAUGCAUUUAUGAGGUUCCGCCGGAAACAUCAAGGCUAAUUCUUCACCGUUGGAUAUCAUGAAAGUUGAAAAAAAUCUGAAAACGGGAACGUGGAAGACAUCAUGGCACCGGUAGCUCACCUGGUUAGUGUUUCACAUUUUGCGGCCUCAUUCGAUUUUCGAAUACGCUGCAUUCUUGAUAUCGCUAUAUUCACAAUGGAAUUUAAACGACAGCUUUUUCCAGAGGAAAUAUUGGAUGGUAUUCAUCUGUCGGAAGAAGAAAAUCUGAACGAUUCCAACUAUCCUGACAGUGACGAUUUCGAAUCGGAAUUUGAUGACGAUCUGAUGGAAGAUGAUGUUUUUACGUUAACGUCUGAGAACGUGUCGUCUUAUAAACCGGCCAAUAAGAUGCCCGCAAGGGCAUACGCAAACAUGUCAUCAGGAAAUAUUGAACCGGCGUGGGAAUUUAAGACAGUCGACUGGACAGCUGAUACUACCGGAUUUACUGAUAGACUGUUUUCUCCAACAAACAUCCCUGGACCGAAAAACUUACCAACAUCAAUAAACGCUGACUCGACUCCAAUUGAAUAUUUGGAUGUAUUAUGGGACGCGAAAAUUUGGGAGUCGUUGGUCAAGAAGACUAAUCAGCACGCUCAUUAUGUAUUGAGGAAAAAUAGAGAUCUAAAAGCUGCAAAUUCAAUUGCAAAGAAAAACAUAACCUUGGAUGAAAUGAAAUCUUUUUUGCUCUGCGGGCCACCAUGGAAAUGCUUUUGUAUAAAGACCGGUACGAACAAUACUGGAAAACAAAGGAUGCUAGGAUGACCUAUACACCGGGAUUUGCAGAAAUCAUGUCCCGAGACAGAUUUCUCGCCAUUUGGUCGGUGCUGCAUUGCGUUGACGAAGAUGAUUCUACAUUAGACAAAACAGACAAAAUCUACAAAACACGGCCCAUUUUCAAUUCAAUUUUGAAAAAUUUCCAGCAUUACUACACUCCGGGUUGCAAUCUUUCACUCGAUGAAGGUAUGAUCCCGACAAAGAACAAAUUAUCGUUUCGGCAGUACAUUAAGGAUGGGCCUACGAAAUGGGGUUUAAAACUACAAAUUUUGUCGAUAAUGUACUAGGUUUAAUCAAAAACAAAUUGAAGAUUUGUCAAUUACAUUUGAGCAAUUUUCAGAAGUUUUUUAUGCUUUUUAAUUUUGCCAAUUUUCAUAAGAUGAUCACAAUAUUUUAUCUCAAUUUUAAAAUUAUACU